AUGAAAACUUCCAGUGACACUUCUUCCGCUGGGCGCAGAAAUCGUCAAGAUCGAUCGACGUGUUUUCGGCUCAUCUCAGCGGCAGGUGCGGCAGGGCAUGGAAACCUCUACGCAAUGCUCCUCGCUGGAUCCUUGAACUACCUCUCGAAGGAAGGCUACAAGUACAUGUUUGUCGCGAACUGUGACAACUUGGGCACUUCGGUGAAGAUGCGCCUUCUGGCGCACAUGUCCAACUCUGGCGCAUCUAUGCUUCUGGAGGACUACAUUCGUGGUGAAGAGGAUAAGCUGGCAGACAUCUCUGCCGAUGCUAAGUUCACACUGCGGGAGAGCGCCCAAGACCGGCUUUUCGAGCUGCCACUCAUCGCAAAUGAGAAGAAGCUGGAUCCUACAGGCAAAGACAGAGAUGAUACCGUGCCACUGAUUCCACAGUUCGGUGGGCCAAAGCCAGGUGCAAGUUCCACUGUAGUGCAAGUGGAGACGCCAGGGGUGCUGCCGUUUCUUUAUUUCCAGAUGCACAGUCCAUCGGGGUCCCUUCAGACUGUGUCUUUCCAGUUAGAAGGACUGCGCAACUGCCGGUGCUGCGAAGUGAUGUCUUCGUGA
Symbiodinium sp. CCMP2592 is the source of this 600-nucleotide messenger RNA. The record is from the annotation of a GenBank genome assembly. Lineage: Eukaryota; Dinophyceae; Suessiales; Symbiodiniaceae.